AUGUUUAUUUCAAAGUUGGCACAUAAAGGGAUGGAGCUUACUAAAAUUGUUCAGUUAUUGGAUGCGUAUUGUUUACCACAUUUGGCUGAGAAAUGGGAUAAUGUCGGUCUUCUAAUAGAACCUUCUCCUCCACACUAUGUGGACAAGAUUCUUAUCACAAAUGAUUUAACGGAACAUGUACUCGAUGAGGCGAUUUCUCAAAAAAGUGGUCUGAUUGUUUCUUAUCACCCACCAAUUUUUUCUCCUCUUAAAAAGCUUACACAACAGCAUUGGAAACAACGUGUUGUUGUACGUUGUAUAGAAAACAAAAUUGGGGUAUUUUCUCCACAUACCGGGCUUGAUGCAAAAUUAGGAGGUAUUAACGAUUGGCUUUUAGAACCAUUAGCUGUUAAUCGGAAGGAGAGUUUAUCUCGAUCAUCUACUGUUACCGGAGCUUUAUCCAGGCUGAGUGUGGUCAUGAAUAAUAACUUCGGAAACUUCGUCUUAACAACCGGAGUAGAAGUGUGUAUGACUGGUAUUAAGAGUGAUGUUGGAAUAACGGCUAUUGUUACUUGUACCGAGUCCGAUUUAAAACGUGUUAUUGCUGCGACGGAGGAGUUCGGAAUUUCAGUUGUUAGUAUAGACACUAUUCAGAAGACAAGUGAGGAAGGAUGUGGCAGAAUAGUCAGUUUACAAUUUCCAGUUCAUCUGAAAGCAAUUAUCGCUGCUUACAAGAAGUUUCUAAACGUGGAGCAUUUAACCGUAGCUCCAGGAUUAGGUAAAACACUCGACUGUCUAAUUCAAACAGUUGCUGUGUGUGCUGGUUCUGGUGGGUCACUAUUAUGUCAAACACCAACCUCAUUUGCUGCCGAUUUAUUUAUCACUGGUGAAUUAUCUCAUCACGAUCGUCUUGAAGCUGUUUCUCGUGGUAUUUCUGUUAUUUUAGCUGGACAUUCUGUUACGGAAAGAGGAUUUUUCAAGGACCGAUUUAUUCCAGACUUUCGUCAUCUUUUAUCAACUGUACAAACUGCUGGUGAAAUUCCACAAUUAGAGUUAUUAUUAUCGAACACAGAUCAUGAGCCUGGUUUUGUUGUGUAAUAAAUCAUCAUCAUUAUUAAUAUUCAUGUGAUCAUGUAAUAUCCGGUGUGUGUUACAAUAGAUAAUUUUCAAACGAUUUUACUGCUUCUUUUCCAUAUCAUUUUUUAAUGCUGAAUACUUUUUGGUCGAUUAUCGACUUGCAUAGUAAACUGCAACUGCCAUUCCGUCUUUUCUUAAAUUCUAAAUAAAUUUUUCCUUUGUACAUCAAGUUUUUAAUUUACGAAAGAGAUUUGACUUUAUACAAAGGUAGUUGUUUCAUUUAGCCACUCUUUUGUUUUUAAAUAUUAAAAAACCUAUUGAUUCUAAAGUGUGUUUCAAUAAACCAAUCACUCACUACUUGAUUCCUUCCAUC
Molecule: messenger RNA, 1429 nt
Organism: Schistosoma turkestanicum
Lineage: Eukaryota; Metazoa; Platyhelminthes; Trematoda; Strigeidida; Schistosomatidae
Source: the annotation of a GenBank genome assembly